Molecule: messenger RNA, 1488 nt
Organism: Oryza brachyantha (malo sina)
Lineage: Eukaryota; Viridiplantae; Streptophyta; Magnoliopsida; Poales; Poaceae
Product: sialyltransferase-like protein 2
Exons: 1
Coding region: 77-1258 (393 amino acids)
Molecular function (GO): sialyltransferase activity
Source: RefSeq, a predicted model, not a curated record
GCCACUCUCCGAGCUCCCUACUAAUGGCCGCCAGAUCUCGCCAUCACCAUCGCCGGCGACCUCACCGCCGCCGGGGAUGAAGCGCCGCCGCCUCCCACCCGUCCUCUUCCUGCCCCUCCUCCUCCUCCUCACCCUCCUCUCCUUCUCCUUCCGCCGCCGCCUCCUCGUGCCGCAGGCCCCGUCUCCGUCCCGCCCUCCUGUCGGUGACCCUCUCCUCCGCCGCCUCGCUGCCGACGACGGCGUCGGAUCCAGGCAGAUCGUCGCGGAGGCGGCGGCUCUGUUCGCCAAUGCCUCGGUGUCGACCUUCCCCAGCCUCGGCAACCACCACCGGCUGCUCUACCUCCGCCUGCCCUACAGCUCCUCCCCGCGCGCCCCGCCGCGGCCGAGGACGGUCGCCCGCCUGCGGGUCCCCGUGGAGGUGCUCCCCUCCGACGGGGAGCUGCUCGCCUCGUUCCGCGCGUCGCUCGGGUCCUUCCUCGUCGCCCACCGCCACCGCGGGAGGAAUGUGGGCGGCGUGAUGGCCGACCUCGCCGGCGUCCUCGGCCGCCGCUUCCGGACCUGCGCGGUCGUCGGCAACAGCGGCGUGCUGCUCGGCUCCGGCCGCGGCCCGCAGAUCGACGCGCACGACCUCGUCGUCCGCCUCAACAACGCGCGCGUCGCGGGGUUCGCCGCCGACGUCGGCGUCAAGACCUCCCUCUCGUUCGUCAACUCCAACAUCCUCCACAUCUGCGCCGCCCGCAACGCCAUCACCCGCGCCGCCUGCGGCUGCCACCCGUACGGCGCCGCGGUGCCGAUGGCGAUGUACAUUUGCCAGCCCGCCCACCUCCUCGACGCCCUCAUCUGCAACGCCACCGCCACGCCGGACUCCCCCUUCCCGCUCCUCCUCACCGACGCGCGCCUCGACGCGCUCUGCGCGCGCAUCUCCAAGUACUACUCCCUCAGGCGCUUCGUCACCACCACCGGCGAGCCGCCGACCAACUGGACCCGGAAGCACGACGAGAGGUACUUCCACUACUCGUCGGGGAUGCAGGCGGUGGUGAUGGCGCUGGGCGUGUGCGACCAGGUCAGCCUCUUCGGGUUCGGCAAGUCCCCCGGCGCCAAGCACCAUUACCACACCAACCAGAAGAAGGAGCUGGACCUGCACGACUACGAGGCGGAGUACGACUUCUACGGCGACCUCCAGGCGCGGCCGGAGGAGGUGCCCUUCCUCGACGAGGCCCAAGGAUUCACGCCGCCGCCGGUGAGGUUGCACCGGUGACAACCAACAUGUACAAUAUAUGUAUGUCUAGUUGCUGCUGCUGCUGCUGCUACUGAAAUUUGUUGUAAAAUUGAAACCGAAUUCAGAUUCGAUACGAAGUAUAUCUGUAGAUCACCCACCCUAGAAUUGUAAAUCACGGGGAACGAAACGAGGGAUACAGACAGAAACAAAGAUGUCUCAGGUUUGGAGAAAUUUUGUAAUGACAAAUGUGGCUCAAUUUUUGUGGUGAA